This is a messenger RNA of Corapipo altera (White-ruffed manakin), 567 nucleotides long. Its product is annotated as cathepsin S-like. The record is from RefSeq and is a predicted model, not a curated record. The transcript is spliced from 3 exons. Gene Ontology annotation, biological process: immune response. Gene Ontology annotation, cellular component: lysosome. Lineage: Eukaryota; Metazoa; Chordata; Aves; Passeriformes; Pipridae. The annotation marks the transcript as partial. Gene Ontology annotation, molecular function: cysteine-type endopeptidase activity.
CCCCUCUGGAAUUCCAGAAGGAGGAUUCGCUCCGUCGGGCGACGUGGGAGAAGAACCUGCGGCUGGUGACGCUCCACAACCUGGAGCAUUCCCUGGGAAUCCGCUCCUACACCCUGGGAAUGAACCACCUGGGGGACAUGACCAGUGAGGAGGUGGCGGCGGCGCUGACGGGGCUCCGGGUGGCUCCUCGUCCACGUGGGAACUCGGCAUUCCCGGCCCGGCCGGUCGGGAACGUCCCGGAGGAGAUGGAUUGGCGGGAGAAGGGAUGUGUCACCGAGGUGAAGAACCAGGGCGCCUGCGGAUCCUGCUGGGCCUUCAGCGCCGUGGGAGCUCUGGAAGCGCAGGUGAAGCUGAAAACCGGGAAUCUGGUGUCCCUGAGCACCCAGAACCUGGUGGAUUGCUCCGGGAUGUACGGGAACAAGGGCUGUGCCGGCGGCUACAUGACCGAGGCCUUCCAGUACAUCAUCGACAACCACGGCAUCGAAUCCGAGGAAUCCUAUCCCUACACGGCCCAGGUGGGAGCUCGGGAAGCGCGGCUUUCCCGGGAAUUUCCCCAGGGCGUCGCGG